UCGGCGACGGGCGAGGGGCGGCAGACGGUGACCAUCCGCGUGGCGACGUUCAACGCGGCGCUGUUCUCCAUGGCCCCCGCCGUGGCCGCCGCACCCGAGGCUGGAGCUGGAGCGGAGCACGGCAAGAGCGGCACCGGCACGGGCUCGGGAGUGCGGCCGCGGCCCAAGGGGAUCCUGAAGGCGCAGGCGAGCCUGCUGUCGCGGGCGCCGAGCAAGGCGCGCGUGUCCAUCAACCUGCAGGACAACGAGAUCUCGCUGGACAGGAGCGGGCGGCUGGGCGGCAGCCCGCGGGCCCGGAAGCCGCAGAGCCGGCUGACGCAGGUGGUCACGGGCGGGCUGGACGCGAGCCGGCGGCGGAGCGUGGAGGAGGUGCUGCGGGAGACGGGGGCGGACAUCAUCGGGCUGCAGAACGUGCGCGCCGAGGAGGAGCGCGGGAUGCGGCCGCUGUCGGAGCUGGCGGGCGCGCUGGGCAUGCGGUACGUGUUCGCGGAGAGCUGGGCGCCCGAGUACGGCAACGCCGUGCUCUCCCGCUGGCCCAUCAAGCGCUGGAAGGCGCUCCGCGUCGCCGACCAGUCCGACUUCAGGAACGUGCUGAGGGCCACGAUCGAGGUGCCCAAGGCCGGGGAGGUGAACUUCCACUGCACGCACCUGGACCACCUCGACGAGAGCUGGCGGAUGAAGCAGCUGAACGCCAUGCUCCGCUCGGUCGACGGCCCCCACAUCCUCGCCGGCGGCCUCAACGCCCUCGACGGCACCGACUACUCCGCCGACAGAUGGGCCGACAUCGUCAAGUACUACGAGGAGAUCGGCAAGCCGACGCCCAAGGUGGAGGUGAUGAAGUACCUCAAGGGGAGGCAGUACGUGGACGCCAAGGACUUCGCCGGAGAGUGCGAGGCCGUGGUGGUCGUGGCCAAAGGCCAAGACGUGCAAGGGACGUGCAAGUACGGCACGAGGGUGGACUACAUACUGGCGUCGCCGAGCUCCCCCUACAAGUUCGUGCCGGGGUCCUACACGGUCGUCUCCUCCAAAGGGACCUCCGACCACCACAUCGUCAGGGUCGACGUCGCGAUAGUGCCGGACACCAGGGAGAACGCCGACGAGCAGGCAGCCGGGGGGCGGAAGCAGAGGGUGGUGAAGAUGAGCAAGAAGGGGUCGAGGAAAGGGAUAUGGGCGGCUAAAUGAUGACACUCUGUGUGAUUCCUGGGAGUCCUUCUCUAGUGAAGUACAGUACAUUCUUUUUCGUUCUUUCUUUUUUUAAAUCUGUUUUGGCGUUGUUGGUAGAGGUGAUGUUGGUUGCUUUCAAUUGUGUAUACGGCUAGUGGUUGAAGUGGGACUGAAGAAUUUGAUGUA
Hordeum vulgare subsp. vulgare (domesticated barley) is the source of this 1350-nucleotide messenger RNA. RefSeq lists its product as uncharacterized. Lineage: Eukaryota; Viridiplantae; Streptophyta; Magnoliopsida; Poales; Poaceae. Bases 70 to 1182 code for a protein of 370 amino acids. The record is from RefSeq and is a predicted model, not a curated record. Gene Ontology annotation, molecular function: catalytic activity. Gene Ontology annotation, biological process: GPI anchor biosynthetic process. Gene Ontology annotation, cellular component: endoplasmic reticulum. The transcript is spliced from 4 exons.